Messenger RNA from Pungitius pungitius (ninespine stickleback), 2034 nucleotides. RefSeq names its product Rho family GTPase 2 (gene rnd2). The transcript has 5 exons. Bases 583 to 1287 code for a protein of 234 amino acids. Gene Ontology annotation, cellular component: cytosol. Gene Ontology annotation, biological process: small GTPase-mediated signal transduction. NCBI's taxonomy places the organism in Eukaryota, Metazoa, Chordata, Actinopteri, Perciformes, Gasterosteidae. Gene Ontology annotation, molecular function: GTP binding; protein kinase binding; GTPase activity. The record is from RefSeq and is a predicted model, not a curated record.
UCUUUAUUGAGUGUCAUUGUUAUAUAUAAAUAUGCAAUUGUAUUAGUACAUGCACGGUCAAAAUACAUGACUCAUAAAUAAAUGUCCCACAGAUGCAAUUCUGACGUUCUGAAAAUGUUUUGCCAAAUAAAGACGCACAGCCAAAGUACAGGAGGCAGAAUUGCCCUCAAACAAACUCCGACGCACAAUAAUAUAGUCUCAUAAUGAUAUUAGAAGCAUGUAAGGAGACAACAACAAACCGCACAAUGUCACCACAGAGCGUCCUAUUGCAGCUGAGUGAUGAGGUUCACGCGUGAAGGCGUGGCCACUGAUCAACCCCGCCGGAGUUUCUAGGCGGCUGUGAGCGUCUUUCCUGUGGUUUCGGUCAGUCAGUCACAUUCAGCCACACAGUCAGUCAGUCAGUCUAUCAGCUGGACCGGAGAGCUGCGCGUAAGAGGGACGCAGCUGGAUAAAGCGCACCGGGGACCGGCGCAUGCAUUUGCUCGUAUUUCUUUCCUGGCUUUGUGUUCCGCUGCGCCUCUUACGCUGGAUGCUGGACGCAAUCCAUCCGCGAGUCAACAACGCACCGCCGACGGACGAACCAUGGACGGUCUAGGCAGCCGCUGUAAGAUCGUGGUGGUCGGGGACACGCAAUGUGGGAAAACGGCACUCCUGCACGUUUUUGCCAAGGACUGUUAUCCAGAGAACUACGUGCCUACGGUGUUUGAAAACUACACUGCCAGUUUUGAGAUAGACAAGCACCGGAUAGAGCUGAAUAUGUGGGACACGUCAGGUUCCUCCUAUUACGACAACGUGAGGCCGCUGGCGUAUCCCGACUCUGAUGCAGUUCUCGUCUGUUUCGACAUCAGUCGCCCGGAGACUUUGGACAGUGUCAUAAAAAAGUGGCAAGGGGAAACGCAGGAGUUUUGUCCCAACGCCAAAGUGGUGCUGGUGGGCUGCAAGCUGGACAUGAGGACGGACGUCGGCACCCUGAGGGAGCUCUCCAAGCAGCGCCUCAUACCGGUCACCCACGAGCAGGGCAGCGCGAUAGCUCGACAGAUGGGCGCCGUGGCCUACGUCGAGUGCACAUCCAAGGUUUCGGAGAACAGCGUCCGGGACGUGUUCCACGUCACCACGGUGGCGUCGGUGCAGCGGCCGCACAAGCCGCAGCUGAAGCGCAGCACUUCCCGCAGGGGCCUGAAGCGAGUGUCACAACUCCCCCUGCCGCCCCUGCCGGUCCGGACUGAGCAAAUAGACGAGGCCCCGACCAUGAGGAAGGACCGGGCCAAGAGCUGUGUGCUCAUGUAGAGACCCAUCACUAUGAAUCCAUGCCUUUAUAUAUAUAUAUGUAUAUACAAAAGCACAGAAAUAUAUAAAACAGAGGAAGUCUAUUUAUUGUUUUUUUCCCAUUCUUGUAGUGUUUUUUUUAUUAUUUUUUUAUUAUUUUUGCACUGCAGAAGAGCGAGGAAAAAAAUAAACACUGCAGUGUGAACUGAAAUGUUUUGUUUUCGUUGCGAGUGUGCAUAUAUUCUAAACUGUUAACAUAUGUGUUGUUUCAAAAUGAUGGGACUAACUCUCUGGGCACAAGGAAUCUGUCAUGGUGGAAAUGUCACGGUUUUUUUUUCUCCCCGAGACCGGGAGGAGGCAACGCGCUGAUGCCACACUGAAGGGGGGGGGGGGAGAAGGUGCGAGGAGGGCCGCGUCGAAGCCGCACGUCUGGAGACGAAGCUUUUUGCCUGAAGUUGCUUCCUCUUGCCGUUCUUGAGGGGAAAUGUUACGUUUUGCGGGAAAGCGCUUUGCAGCGAUUAGACAAAUAAUGGCUCAAACAAACACUGGGAGAUGGCGAUGAGAUUUGGUGACACUCAAGUGAGCGUUUCUACCACAAGUGCUUUUUAGAGGUCACUGCAUUUUAGAAUUUAUUCUGCUCAUUUAAAAACACGCUUUUUCCUCACAAAACAACCCCAACUGUGUCGGUUUGAUUCACUGAAGUAAAUGCUGUUGUAACUAUUCUAUUUUAAAGAUGUUUCUUUGUGGAAAAUAAAUUGGUAAAACGUU